UCACAUGAUCAGAUCAGUGUCGUCGUGGAGACAGCAGCUGCUUCCCGGCUCGUCCACCACUGACUCUCUGACUCCCUCUCCCUCUCUCACACACACACACACACACACACAUACACACACCUCACACACAUGCACGCCGCUCCUCCAGGCGUGCACAUCGGCUGAGUGUGCACGUGUGUGUGCGUGUGUGUUUGUUUACGUAUUGACUCGUGCUCACGCUGACGGACGGUGACCGUCUCAGUGGCCAUGGAUCUGAACAUGUCUCUCUGUUGCUGUUUCUUUUUCAGGGACUAUGGCACCAAACGCAAAUCAGUGUGGAUGUACGGCCUGCCCGACAGCCCCACGAAGACGGAAGCCACAGGGCUGGAGAGCGGAGAUCCCAUGGUCCUGGAGCAGUACGUGGCCGUGGCCAGCUACGAGCGGCAGGAGAACUCCGAGAUCAGCCUGCAGGCUGGCGAGCUCGUGGAGGUGAUCGAGAAGAGUGAGAGUGGCUGGUGGUUUGUCAGCACGGCGGAGGAGCAAGGAUGGGUCCCUGCCACAUACCUGGACUCACAGAAUGGCACGAGAGAUGACCUGGAGCUUAGCACCACGAGGAGCGGGGAAGUCACUAAGAGACGCAAGGCUCACCUGAAGAGGCUGGACCGGAGGUGGACCCUGGGGGGGAUAGUGAACCGACAGCAGAGUCGAGAGGAGAAGUAUGUGACAGUGCAGCCCUACACCAGCCAAGGGAAGGACGAGAUCGGGUUUGAGAAAGGAGCAACCGUGGAGGUCAUGCAAAAGAACUUGGAGGGCUGGUGGUAUAUCAGGUACCAGGGGAAGGAGGGCUGGGCCCCGGCCUCGUACCUGAAGAAGAUGAAGGAGGACUUCUCGCCGAGGAAGAAGACCCUGACGGGGCCCGUAGAGAUCAUCGGGAACAUCAUGGAGAUCAGCAACCUGCUCAACAAGAAGUCCGUCAGCGAGAAGGACGUCCAGACGGACGGAGGUGGUGGCGGCGGCAGCGGCAGCGGUGACGUCACGCCCGAGCGCCACAUCUCCAAGAGCGAGAUCAGCCUGCCCAUCCCUGUCGGCGCCGCCGAGGCCUCCGGCGCUGGCACGGGGACCACGGGCGGCGGCACCACCGGACCCCUCGGGGCUGGGAUCUCUGGACCGCCCGCUCCGACAGCCCUGCCGGACAGCAGCGUGAGCAGCAGUAAACCCAGGGUCGAGCCGGGCUCCCCGGCCAUCGCACGCGUGGCUCCACACAGGGUGGAGAUCGGCUUUGACGCAAUAGGUUCUCCAAACCUACGUCAGAAGCCUCCUCCCCGUCGAGACGCAAACUUGGGCUUGCACUUGCCCAAGCCGCCAGAGCCCCCUACUGUGGAAGCAGAGUACUACACCAUCGCCGAGUUCCAGUCCAGCAUCUCAGACGGCAUCAGCUUCCGUGGAGGACAAAAGGCUGAUGUGAUCGAGAAGAACUCUGGCGGUUGGUGGUACGUGCAGAUCGGCGAGACAGAAGGCUGGGCUCCCUGCUCAUACAUCGACAAGCGCAAGAAGCCCAACCUCAGCCGCCGGACCAGCACGCUGACCCGGCCGAAGGUCCCUCCCCCGGCCCCACCGGUCAAGAAGCAGGACUCGGCCGAGGAGACGUCCUCGCUCUGCGGCUCGUCCUCGUCCAAAGCACCCGAGUCCCCCAGCCGGCCCGUGUACGAGGAACCCGAGUACGACGUCCCGGCCAUCGGGUUCGACCUCGAGUCGGACACGGACUCCCUGAAGGGCGAGUGCUCGGCGGAGGUGCGGACGAACGGCGCCCCUCAUGGGAAGUACUCGUCCCCCCUGGGGAAGGAUUCGCCCUCGGCGUCCCAGAAGAGCUCCCCCUUCAGGGUCGGAGAGUCCCUGGAGGACAUCUGCCGCGAGGAGUCCAUCUACGAGAACGACGGCUUCCGUCCGUUCUCGUCCGACGAGUUCGCCUCCGCGAGGGACUCCAGCGGCGUGGACUCGGACUCCCCCAAAGGCCCACUUUCGUCCUCCUCGUCCCCUCUGGCGCGCAAGUUCCAAGGCGGGGUCUCUGUGUCCAUCUCCUCGUCCCCUGGAAGCGGCGGCAAGCCGCUCCGAAAGGUGCCCCCGGAUCUGAGCCGCAGCCAGUCCCUAAGCCGCGCCGAGGAGACCAGCCCCAGGUCUUCCUCCGACGAGUCGGGCCGCGGCUUCCGCCGGCAGAUGAGCGCCCGGCGAAGCGGACCGGCGGACGAGGACGCACACUCGGCCCAGAGCCCCUCGGCCCGACCCAAGCCCGUGGUCCGGCCCAAGCCGCUGCUGUCCGCCAAGUCGGAGCCGCAGAGCCCCGAGCGGAUGGACAUCAGCACCCUGCGGCGCCAGCUGCGGCCUACGGGCACGCUGCGCCACGCUGGCCUUAGGCCUGGCGGCCGCGGAGGCGAGGACUCGGAGACAGCCUCGGUGGUGUCGUCCGAGGACUCCUCGGCCUCGUCGCGCAGCACCUCCGACCUGUCCAGCAUCUAUUCGAAGGGCAGCCGCGGCGGCGACUCGGACCUGGACACCUGCUUCUACCGCACCACGGACGCCUACCAGCGCGCGCAGGACUCGGAGAUCAGCUUCCCGGCCGGCGUGGAGGUGGAGGUGCUGGAGCGGCAGGAGAGCGGCUGGUGGUACGUGCGCUGGGGCCACGACGAGGGGUGGGCGCCCACCUACUUCCUGGAGCCCCUGCGGCAGCAGCAGCAGCCCGCCAACGACGCCGGGCCGGAUUACGACUGCCCGCUGGUGGACCUGGGAGACCGAGGCGGCAGCCGAAGGAGCAGCCGAGGCGGCGGCGGCUCCAAGUCCAACAGCCUGGAGAAGAACGAGCAGCACGUCCAGGCGCUGAACAACCUGAACCAGCGGCAGCGCCACACGCCGCCCAUACCGUCCAAGCCGCCGGGAGGCUUCACCAGGUCGACCGCUACCGCCGCUCCCUGCGGCGGGCUGUCCAACGGGUUGGGGGGGACGGGCACCGGAGUCGGGGUGCGCCUGAGGAACGGCGUGAGACAGGCGGCCGUGCGUCCCCAGUCGGUGUUUGUGUCGCCGCCGCAGCCGGUGAAGGACACCAACAUGCACGCCAACACGGGCUCCCUGCGCCGCAACGAGUCCAUGGGCGCCACGGACGGAAUCCGCUCCAACACCGUCGGCGUGCGACGGAACUCCUCGUUCACCACCGCGCGGGCGCAAGGAGGGUCAGCGACCCUGGACACUAGGAGCCGGGCGGCCACUGCCGUCGCCGCGCCAGGAGGCGGAACCUGCACCACCACCAUCACCGCCAUCAUUGGCGGCGGCGGCAGCGGUUCCGCCACCUUAGGCCACCAGCGGAACGGCAUCCCCGUGUCCACCGUGAGACCCAAGCCCAUCGAGAAGUCCCAGCUCAUCCACAACACGCUGCGCGAAGUCUACGUGUCCAUCGCCGAGUACCGCGGCGACGAGGAGACCAUGGGCUUCCCAGAGGGCACCAGCCUGGAGGUGCUGGAGAAGAACCCCAACGGCUGGUGGUACUGCCAGGUGCUGGACGGCGUCCACAACCGCAAGGGCUGGGUCCCCUCCAAUUACCUGGAGCGCAAGAAGUGACCACACCGCACCCCCCCCCACCCAGAGAAUCUUAGUCCCCACUCCCCUCCCUCUCUCCCUUACACUUGAUCAUUGUGUAUAUUUACAGAACUGAAUCAAAAAUAGACCCACAUUUUUCGUUGUUGUUGUUUGUUCUUACGUUGAUUGAGAGACACAUUUCGUGCGGAUUUAUCGAUGAUCCAGUUCACGUGCAGUCGUGUGCAGUGCGACUGCAAAGAUUAAACUAAACUUUUUGGGGAUCGGGGCAAGUUGGAUGAUACGUCCUGGUGAAACUUCAGGAAAGACAUUGUCUUCAGUUUGGAGAAUGUGGGAAGGGGGAGGGAGGGAGUAAAACAUACAUACAAACAAACAAACAAACAAACAAAUAAAUGAAACAUUAUAAAUGGGGUUUACAUUAAAAAAAAAGAUAAUAUCUUACAUUGAAGCAGGAUGACAUCCUUGCACAAAAUACCUGCUUUUCAUGCCAAAUGGGUGCCUUCUUUGAAUGACAGUGGGAUUGUCUAGAGUUAUCAAGCAUUCACCAGUGAAUCAAACAUCAGUACCAAAUCAAAAACACUGUGCCAUAGAUCUAUGUGCAUGGAAAUCACCAAAAAAUAUCUAUUUUUGAAACCAAUUUAACCUUUCAAAAGAAAAAAAGACAAACAGAAAAAUAACAUCGGAAACAAUAUGUGUUAGUGUUCCCAAUGGCGGAGCAUAAUGGCGAUACAAUAAGGUCAUUCACAAUGCAAUGAAGUGGAAUGUUAUUGACGCAAUCCUCAAUGAAAACAAACCUACCUGUGUUGUCAUGGUUACUUGGUAACAACGGAUGAGUAGAGGAAGUCAGGAAAGAAACACUUUAAUCUCCUGUACUUUUUUAAAAUUUAAAAAAAAAAUGUUUAUUGUUAUUUUUUUGUAUGUCAUUGAGUGUUUUUUUGUUGUUGUCAUAUGUUCCUUAGAGAUGUAUUUCUGCUUUCUUGUGACAUCCACACUAAACAUGUCAGCCCACAGUAAGCAGGUCUAGACAUUUUUAUGUCGUGUGAUGCUGCACUGAUUAGAAGGUCGUGUUGAGGCUUAACAAAUUGGUUAUCAUUAUUCACAUCUAAAUCCCAUUCAGCAAUCUGCACACUCUUAUUGAAUCAUGAUGCAUUCAUAAAUGCACACAAAAAUAAACUGAUCUAAUGACAUGAAGCAUGUCUUGUUCUUCAAAAGGUAGAUAAAAGAGAGUCUUCUUGAAACAUCUGCCCAUGUCUUGAAACAAAUGUUAGUUUACAAAAAGGUUGUAGUAUAAUUGUUUUUUUUUUUCUUUUCUUGAAAAAGAUAUUUGCAGACAAAACAAAACUCUGUAUAUAUUUGCUGCUUUUAGUUAGGUGUUGUCACGGUUAUGGCUGUGACAUACAUUGAAAAACUAUACUGGAAACAACCAUUGAUACUAGCCAGUCAAUCCCAGGGAAGUAGUUUGUAGGCCUACAUAGCAGAAAGCCCAAAAUGUGAUAGAGCCGAACAGAAGUACCAUCGUGUCUUGCUAAUUUGUAUAGAUUUAGUAUUUAUUUUAGUGGGUACGGGAAAUACAGUGUAUUCAUCAAACUACCCAAACGAGGUUUCAGAACUGAAAAUAAGAAAAAAAAAAUAUUUAAUUGAGUUAUCUGGAAGCACUUGAUAUCCUUACCCAAAGAAAAGCACAUCAAUAUGCAAGGGUUAAUUUCAACAUAACAAUAUUGCUGGGCAGUAUUAAGUUUGUGGUUGAAGUUAUGCAAUGGGAAACUGAUCUUUUAUUUUUUUUUAAAUUGUUAAAUUGUUUUUGUUUCGAUCUUAAGGAUGAGAAACUAAACUAAAUGUGACAGUUAGAACUAAUUGGCAAAACGAUCCCUGUUUUUUAAGAGCAGUAAUAUGCGGCAAUGCUACCAUCCAGACAUGGACUUAGUGGCAAUCUACCACCAUACUCCUACAUGACACAUGCAGUUAUUGAGAUGGCACUCUCAAAAUCGAGCCCAAAUGAUCGAGUCUAUCAAAUGGCUGAUGUUCAAGACUGCUGAAAUAUUUUUCUAAUGAAAUAGUGUGAGCUCCUACAUUUGGAUAGAGCACUAACUUUUAAUUUUUUCCAUUUUCUGCUGGACAGUAUUAUAGUAUUAAACAAAAGUACCUGCUAGAUUGCAGUUAUAUUCUUUUUUUUAAGCAGAUGUUGUUUUGUUCCAGUUGCUGUGUGAUCACACAGGGACAAUAAUAAUGAAAGAAGUGGUUCAUUUUUUUGUGAGUUAAUGCAUUUUUCGUUUUCAAAAGUGCAUUAACACAAAGAUGCAGUAAAUUCACUCAGCACAUUAUUUAUUGAACACAAUUUGUUCUCUUUUUUGUAUUUAUGGAUUAUUUAAUUUUUGUUGAUUUUUUUUUUAUACCUCUGCACAGACCUGCCAGUUUUUACCCAUCAGUAGUUGUCACUUAGUAGUCUCAAAUUCCGAGACAAUUUGGUGCCACCUAGUGGUGGGAAUGUCUUAUUGCAGCAUAUAUUUUUUGCUCCUCAAAAGCAGUAGGUGGAGAAGCUUUUUUACAAAACUUGAACAGCCCUCCACUGAAACUACCAUUGGAGACACAUCUCUCGAGUGAAUGAACGAAUCAAUUUUGAUAAUUGAAUGUUUUCAAAUAUUAAUGCAGCUAAAACAUUUUUGUAUCUUUAUUUGGCCUUUUCAUCUUUUCCAAAUUAUUUUUUCUAAGGCUGUGUGCUGCAACUUCUUGCAAUAAUGGACACUUCCUCUGUUGUUAUUGAACCAUACAUAAUGCCUGAUCCUGUUUUAUAUAAUUUCUUUGUUUUGUGUUACUCUUUAUUGGGUUUAACAAUCACUACCAAAUUUAUUUGGAGUAUUUCUAAAUUGAAAUCAAUCAAGUCAAAACACCCAACAGGUGAAUUUCAAUGAGGAUUAAAUAGAAAAAAAGAACGCAAAAACAUACAGUUACAGUUGAGCUAAAUUGAAUGGUUAUGUUCUUGUUUUGGUACUUUUAUCAUUUAGAAUCGGCUGAAUGAAUCACCCCUUUCCCCGUCUCACCAACGUCCCCAAAACCUUUUCCUUUGACGAAGGCAUUAUGGACCUGUGUUGACCCGCGCCAACGCUAUUAAUGGAAUAAUUUGUCUUUGUUAACUAAAUUCAAUUUACACUGCUUUAAGCGUAUUGCGAAUUACAAGGGAACUGUUGUGUGUCUAGCUAGGCCUCUAAGCCGCAUUUAAUUGUGUAUGAGCUUUAAGUCUGUUUUGUUUGUACUCCUUUUUUACCAUUAUUUUAUCUUUCAGUCUGCAUAAAUAUUUGUAAUUUAAUCUUUUUAUUUUCCUGCUUUUUAUCCCUUUUUGUAUGUUGACAUGAUUCAAAUGUAUUAACGAGGAAAUGUGCAAUAGACAAUAGGCAUCUCACCUGAAUCGGGGAGAAAUAAUAAUCCAUUUUUGUUUUCUUUUGUCAACUCAAACUUCAACUUUUACAGUCAGUGGUAAUUUGAAGUGUCAUUGGCGUGACAUGUUCAAUAUAAACCUACCCUUCAUGGCACCAAUCUAAUUAGUAAACUGUUUAAAAGAACAUCUAAAAAUGGAGAGACACAGUAAUUGAAGUCCAAUUCACAAGUAUGACCUAAAUCGACCCAGAGCCCUGUGCACUGUGUUCUUUCUACAAAGACGUAGACACACGGGCACUCACUCUAUGCCCGCUACACACGGGCACUCACUCUAUGCCCGCUACACACGGGCACUCACUCUAUGCCCGCUACACACGGGCACUCACUCUAUGCCCGCUAGAAUAUAACCAGCAGUUGUGUGAGCCGCAGCCAAAGUGAUGGGUCUCUCUGAUAGAUUGGAGUUAUCGAUCACCUUAAGCCACACGUGGAAAACCACAGAGACGUCUGACAGAGAAGUUCCCUCACAGUCACACAGGCAAGCUGACACAUGUUAGCAUUGUGUCACACACACACACACACACAAAAACACAUACACAACAUGACCCCCAUACACACCCUUCAAUGUGGCUCCUAGUAACCACACACACACAGUCUCCUCAUUACCAUGGCUGUCGGAUACACACAGAUCCCAACUCAGGUCUUUGAAGUAAAGAGGACUUUGCGAUUUGCUCUGAACUGACGCUAUGGAGCAGAAAAAGACUUUCCAUGGCCUGCCACAUGCAUUAGUCCACGUUUGCUAGGCGGCUAGUUCUAGUAACAGACAGCAAUCCCAUUCAGUUUGUUCGUGUCUGGAACCUCCUUACAUUCAAUCUCAAUUUCUCUCUCAAUUUCUCUCUCAGUAUGACCUUUGUCCAAGGCUUAAAUCAAAGAACCUUAGCCUGUGGUCGGUGUCCACUUUUCUUCUGUAGGCUUUUAGCUGAUGUGUUUCUGGGUUGCUUCCUCACGCUUCACUUACCUUGUUCGCAGAACUCACUGCCACCAUGUCGCUGUCCGUCAGUUGAGGAAUCUAACAGAACGUUCCUAUGAGAAACAAUGGUCUGAGAGGGGAGAGUUAGAGGUGUGUGUGUGAGAGAGAGAGAGAGUGUGUGUAUAAAGUGCAAAAUAUCCUAUUAGAUUUAAAUGACUAAGUGUGUGUGUGUGUGUAUAUUGUGAAUUGUCAUGGCGGAGGUUUAAUGAGAAUGUUGGAGCAAAGAUGGUCUGUUUCGUGAAGUAUGGCUUGGAAGGAAGGAUCGCUGAGCCAAGAGUCAGAUAGUCAGUAUUGGACUGUAGGCUGUAGCAUUAGCAUUCAUUUGCCCAUUUCCCUACUCCUAUCCACUCCCAGUCAUAGUCCCUGCCAAUGAAUUGUCGAUGUGUGUGGCUUGGCACCAUGAAAUCCCAUUAUUACACAUUAUUACACAUUAUUACACGUUCCUUUAAUCGCCACCUUAGUAAACUUGUUGGAUUUUUUUUUUUGGAAUGUAGUGCCUCUUGUGCAUGAUGUCAUAGAGAGGGGACUAAUUUCAAACAAAGGACUCCACAGGGCAAGAUUUAUGUAGGACACAUUUUCUGCCAAGCUGGCCAAGGCUAGUUUAUUUCAUUUUAGCUAAAGGAUUUUCAUUAUAAAUACGGCAUGGCUAGCCUAAUAAUUUUCUUGCUCAUAGCCUACAGCUGACUGUUUGACGGGUCGUGAUUUCGUCUGGCUUUUCCUUGGGUGGUUGCAAUAGUAGGGUGUUUUUAAGAUAGGUUGUCGUAUGUGUGCUCGAGGGGCUGCGAUGGGUGUGUUACACAGGGAGAGUUUCAGUAGGUUUUAAUAUAGCCUAGUUUUACUUUUUUUUUUUUUUAUUUCAUGGUAGCUUGUUUUGUUUGUGUUGUGUGAGUUUUAUCUAUUUAUUUCAAGGUGUCUACAUCAGUGAAACUGACGGACAUGCGGUCGAGGUUUCUGCCGUACUGCUGUGCUGUUUGAGUAUCCCGCACGAGGAGAAGUGACAUCGUAGCCUAUAGCUUCCCAUAACGUUACUGGGCAACUUCGCACUCCUUUGCACCUGUUUGAUUUCGUGACCUUUUCAUUUCCAACUUUUCCUCAUUCAGUUAGUUCUCUGAACCCCCUUCUGUCUGCAUUAGCGUCUACAGCCUAGAGAUCCAGGGUAGCGGUCAGAUGGGAAUGAGACUAAAGGACCUCAAAGAGGACUUAGGACCGACUGCAUGCCAAGUCAGGGCCCACCAAAUGAGAACUUGACCGUCCUAGCAGCGUGUUCAGUUCCAGCGUUUACGUUAAUAGCAGGAGGGUGGCUAAUGGUCAGGCUUGUCAUCAUACGGAGUCGCUGUCCGGUGGAGUGGCAGUGCUGUGGCAGUCCUCAUCGUCCUCGUCGUCCUCCGUAACACCAGCGUGCCUCAACGCACGUCCCCCAUCAUGACUGUAGAAGGACCAAUAUUCGGUGCUAUAUUCGUAUCAUUUUUUGAAGAAUCACAUUUAUGCAUUAUGGGAAUGGAUUGAUUUUUUUUUUUUGGACAUUGUUCGUUUCAUGUUCCCUGCUUUCAAAGGGUAGCUGACUCAUCGCCAGGCAGGCUCCAGUGUGUGUGUGUGUGUGCCCCGAGUUGAAACAGCAAAGGCCAUUAUGGCUUCAAACAAGAAGGGAGUCAAUCAAGUGUGGAGGCAAUUGUUGUGGAAAUAUAAUGAAUACUUGGGGCUUGUUUUGGAGAAAAGGGGCUUAUAGGCUUCCCUGAGACUAUUUGUGUUGUGAAAGAGGAUGGGGGCAUAACAUUGGAUUAGUCGACAUAAGAGUGUCCCACCGCCUCACUCUUUCCAAAGCCACGUGGUGCCUUUUGUAAGCAGGAGAUGGGUCUUUGGGUGUUUUUGUUUUAGCUUUUUGGCUCAUUUUAAAAAAAAGAAAAUCAGAUUAAAAAGAAAUUCUUUUUUGCUUUGUCUUUUGUUUCUUAAUUUGUGUUGUUGUUUUUGUUCUGUAUCAUGUUUACAUUGUAUCUUGCAUUGCCCUAAAGAAAAAAAUAUAAAAAUGUAUUAUUCUGUU
Alosa sapidissima (American shad) is the source of this 9998-nucleotide messenger RNA. RefSeq names its product SH3 and PX domains 2Aa (gene sh3pxd2aa). Lineage: Eukaryota; Metazoa; Chordata; Actinopteri; Clupeiformes; Clupeidae. The transcript is spliced from 11 exons. The record is from RefSeq and is a predicted model, not a curated record. Gene Ontology annotation, molecular function: superoxide-generating NADPH oxidase activator activity; protein binding. Gene Ontology annotation, biological process: superoxide anion generation. The coding region runs from base 247 to 3585 and encodes 1112 amino acids.